AGAGAGAGAAGGGCAUCCCCAAAGUCCAAAGCGAUGACGACGUCACCUCAACACAAUAAUGUGUCGUGCGAACUGCAAAUGAUGAGUCAUCAUUGUUGUGAUCGAGUUUGUGGCUAAUCUUUUUUGAGGCGCUAUAUUUGAUUUUCUUGACUUGACUUUUGUCACAUACACAACACAUGAUACACAAUCUGUCAAACCAAAAUUUCGCGUUCACAUUCGUUCUCUAAGAAAAUAAUGAAUUAUUCGUUUGGGAUACAUCGUGUGUAAUAUCAUAUGAUUAUUUGGUAAUCUAUGAAGAUUUCAUAACGUCAACAAACAGUUGUGGAACUACGUAAAUUGCUGUGAAUUGUUUGUUUAUUGGAUUUUGUGUACGAACUGAUGACGAUGAAGCUAGAAAUAAGUGAUAGUCCCUCAAAUCAAUCAGACUUUUCCUGUGAUAGUCAAUCGUCACAAGGAUCUUCUACAAAUGACUACAUUUCCUCGAUCCCAACAUCAAGAUCGCUUCUUAUGUUGGCAAACCUCGAAGGACUCCAGUCAGGAGUCCCGACCCGCACGACGGCGACCAUCACCCCCACUCAGUUGCGGAACUUCGAGCAGACGUACAUCGAGCUGACCAACUGCCGAAGCGAACCAACCACUCACGUCGGCUUCGUACCACCUUCAGUCACGCACGCCAACAAUUACGGUAUUCUAAAUUCGGUGGGAUACUGUGAUUCGGGCCCGACGACCGCGCUGCACGUGUCGCCGGGCCCGCUCUCCGCUAGCGGCGACAGCAGCAGCAGCCCUGGUCUCCCGGCGCCGAAACGACGCAACAUGGGCGGUCGUAGACCGAACAAAGCACCGCAGGAACUAUCGCCCGAAGAGGAAGAACGAAGAAAGAUACGCCGCGAAAGGAACAAGAUGGCGGCUGCGCGGUGUCGCAAACGCAGACUCGAUCACACUAACGAACUGCAAGACGAGACCGAUAGAUUGGAGCAAAAGAGACAGUCGCUCCAAGAGGAAAUAAGAAAAUUAAACGCGGACCGGGAGCACCUUCAAACGAUAUUGCAGAACCAUAUGAUAACGUGCCGGCUCAGCGACCGCUCUUCGAGUCCGCCGGACGUGAAGCCCCUCCAGGAAGUUUACACGUAUCCGGACCCGGAGGACGGAGUUCGAGUCAAAACCGAAGUCAUAGACCCCACAGUCGACCCAGUAAUGCUGGGGUUGGAUAACAUUUUCACAACACCGUCGACCGAAAAAAGGAUAAUGCUGUCUUCGGCCAACCCUGGCGUGGUGACGAGUGGGGAUACGGUCACGUUGGAUACCCCGCCCGCUAUUUCUCGACCCAAUAGGCCUAAUUCACUACAAGUACCGCUCAGUCUCACACCUGCACAGAUACACAACAACAAAGUACUCGGGAACAGCAAAAUAGCCGGCAUCGAGAUCAGCACGCCCAGCAACGGCAUGUUUAACUACGAAAGCCUCAUGGACGGGGGCACGGGGUUGACCCCAGUGCUUCCCCACCCGCUGGGACACGCGCACGCGUACGUGGUCCCCCCGCGCCCCGCCCCGCCCGGCGCCGCCGACCCCCCCGAGCUGGUGUCGCUGUGACCCCCGACCCUGCUUAUCGAACUCUAGAGGACGUCCUCGCUCAUCGUGUGCUUUGUGUUUCUGACUAGGGCGGCGCACGCGUCGACCCGCGACCCGUGUACCGAAGCGAAUAUAGUAUAUAUAUAUAUUUUUUAUAUGAAGAAGUUGUAUCGCUGCAGUAGUAAUUGUAAUAAUAAUUGUGAUGUCGAUAAUAAAACAGAGUUUUAUUUGAAGCGUUUCAGGGAUGCGUUUUCGUGUUGUGCUAGUCCGGCGAGGCUGGAUUCGUUCGGUGCGUUUAUUUAUAUAAGUCAGUAAGGAUCUCUGUUACUGUUGAAUUUCUCGGCACAGUUUUAUCGUUUUGUCCUCGAAAUGUCUCGUCAUAAUAAAAACCUCGUGCCAUUACCGUUUCUGCAGUCAGAAUUUUAUUCAAUUAUAAACAUAAAUACAUACGUGUAGUUAACCGAACUAACAGCAAUAUUACUUAAAGAUUAUAUUGAUAAUAUAUUGAUUGUAAGUUAGCUCAAUGUUGAUGUGUAAUGUUUUACCGUUCCAUUGGAUAAGGUAUUGGUAUAGUAACGUUAUAUUAUAAUGUUAAACCUUUGUGAUACGUCCAGUGUUCGUGUCGCGGUCCAAUAUCCGCGGCCUCGCUCCCUACAUACUACUCAUGCCAUUACUCAUUACAUUUAUAAUAAUUAUGUAUACUGUACAUGCCUUAAUAAUGAACUGCAUUUGAAACAAAUAUGUAUUAACAAUCUUAAUAGUAUUAAUUAAAUGACAAGAAAAUUGUGGAAAAAAAAACGUAGGAAGAAAAAAAAAUUUACACAAUUUUGGCAUGAGACUAGAUUAUAUGAUUAUUGGUGAUGACCACUGGAAUAUAAUUAGUUUUAGGGCGUUAGCUUAAGAUCACUUAACAUUUUAAUUGUAAUAUGCAUAACUUAGACCAAAUUAUUAUUUUAUGUGCUUUAUUAUAGUUUAAAUUAAAAUCUAAGCCAAAUAUUGAUUUUAUGUCGUUAGUUUUUAGUUUUAGCCAUUUCCUUUAAAGUAUUAUUGCGUUGGCGGCAAAGAUGGCGGAAAGUAUUUAUUUUGUAUAAUAUGAGACAAAACGCUGAUCAUUUAAAAAAAGAAUGUACAGUGCAAUAAUUAAUAUUAUUAUUUACCUAGGCAAUUUACCCG
Messenger RNA from Bombyx mandarina (wild silkworm), 2742 nucleotides. It is a transcript of the gene kay, whose product is annotated as transcription factor kayak. Gene Ontology annotation, cellular component: nucleus. Gene Ontology annotation, biological process: regulation of transcription by RNA polymerase II. Gene Ontology annotation, molecular function: DNA-binding transcription factor activity, RNA polymerase II-specific; RNA polymerase II cis-regulatory region sequence-specific DNA binding. The record is from RefSeq and is a predicted model, not a curated record. NCBI's taxonomy places the organism in Eukaryota, Metazoa, Arthropoda, Insecta, Lepidoptera, Bombycidae.